This is a messenger RNA of Chroicocephalus ridibundus (black-headed gull), 2477 nucleotides long. RefSeq names its product transmembrane protein 35A (gene TMEM35A). The record is from RefSeq and is a predicted model, not a curated record. Gene Ontology annotation, molecular function: acetylcholine receptor regulator activity. Gene Ontology annotation, biological process: positive regulation of protein localization to cell surface; chaperone-mediated protein complex assembly. The coding region runs from base 155 to 661 and encodes 168 amino acids. NCBI's taxonomy places the organism in Eukaryota, Metazoa, Chordata, Aves, Charadriiformes, Laridae. The transcript is spliced from 2 exons. Gene Ontology annotation, cellular component: endoplasmic reticulum.
AGGCUGAAUCCCCCUCCCGCUGUCAUCCUCGCUGCCUCUGCAGCUUUAUUCCUCAUCUCCUUCAAUGGUGACUGACUACCUCCCGCCCGGGCUGGCAGCCAGAGCCAGAAGGCCUCGCUAGGACCGGUUGCCAGGACCGGUUGCCGGCGGCUCCAUGGCAUCUCCCAGGACUAUCACCAUUGUCGCCCUCUCGGUGGCCCUGGGGCUCUUCUUCGUCUUUAUGGGGACCAUCAAACUGACCCCUCGGCUCAGCAGAGACGCCUACAAUGAGAUGAAACGAGCAUACAAAAGCUACGUGCGGGCCCUCCCCAUGCUGAAGAAGAUGGGAGUCAGCUCCAUCCUUCUCCGCAAGAGCAUCGGUGCCCUAGAAGUGGCGUGUGGCAUUGUCAUGACACUGGUGCCCGGCCGCCCCAAAGACGUGGCCAACUUUCUCCUCCUCCUCCUCGUGCUGGCCGUGCUCUUCUUCCACCAGCUAGUGGGGGAUCCACUCAAGCGGUACGCCCAUGCCCUCGUCUUUGGGAUCCUGCUUACCUGUCGUCUGCUGAUUGCCCGCCAGCCUGAGGAGCAGCCGCCGGAAAAGAGGAUCCUGUCGGUGAACGGGGAGGAGCAGCCACUCAUCCACGACGCAGCUCCUGAGAAAGGCAAAAUGAAGGUAUCCUAGUUGAGCGCGUGUGAGAAAUACGGACCCUCGAGGCAGCUCUCUCCAAAAUCACCCAGAAAAUUUGUGUUUGUUUUUUUUUUUUUUUAAUUUACCUAUUUAUAUUUUUUUGUCUGUCUAAAUAAAGUUGCGCUUGGGGUCUGAGAGACACAUGGUAUGUCUACACUGUAGUCUUGCUUUUUGCUGCUGCCCUGUCAUGUAGAAAAAUACAAGCUCGCUUUCACUGGGACGGCUCGGAGGCAGUUAGCAGCACGGCUGGAGUAGCAGGAGCUGCAAAACCAGCCUGAGAGCACGGGCAAAGACAGGGGCAGGGGCUCAUGCUGGCUCGGCACCGCUGCAGUGGGGAGGUGUUAGCCCCCCAGCAUCAGCCCCGAGCCCCACAGCAGCGGAAACCUCCCCGGGAUGCAGCUCCGCUACGUGGCAGUCUCGGCAACAGCCGGUGGGUAGAACAUAACCAAAGUGUCCCGGUGCUGCCUUGUGCAGCCCCAUCCACCGAUCUACCUUUCCUUUUCCAUAGGCAAGGGGGGAAAGGACCCCACCGAGCACAAAAGUGCCGUUUCUUGUAUUUGAGAGAAGGGAUCCCCCAACCUUUGCUGCCUCUGUGCCCAGUCCUUUCUUUGGACUGGUUAUCCAGGGAAACACGGGAUGCGCUAUUUGCAUCUUCCUCGAUUUCCACACUUGGCAGAGGCUCUAAAACUGGGGCAGUGGCCUGAUAACAGUAAUUUUUUGCCUGCUUCACACGAGGAAAUGGCAUCUCUUUACCCUUCUUGGCAGAGAGUAAGGAUCCCUGAUGAGGGGAUGGGGAACGGAACUGCCCAAAGAACUCCAAAAUAUCUGUCUGCUGUUGGCAAAUAGCAUCAUGCUCCCUAUUUCCUUGCAAGAAAAAAAAUCCCUUUUCCCACAACUACUGCAACUUUAUAGAAUUGUCGGUUAUCGCUGAUAGAUGAGGGUCCGAACGCGUCCAGGUACCUCACUGUUCAUCCCAUGUACAGCUUCAGUGAGCUGGGAGAAGUCCUGCCACCAGAGCCUGAAUCCCUGCGUGUUGUAUCUGAAAUCUUACGGAGUGUCAAAAGAAGCAUGUGUUACCUCUGAGUUUGUCUGUUUUUCUUGAUGUUUCUCUGUUUUCAGUUUUUCCUUAUUUUCUUAAUUAUUCAUGAAAAUAAACUUUUUGAAAUUUGGAGAAAAAUGUCUUGACAGAAACAAAUUUAUUUUUUGAGAGAGACACCUGAAAAUAUUUUUCCUGUGCUCAAAACGCUGCACCUAAAAUGGGCGGAAUCACGUCAGGGGAAUUUCAGAGAUAGACAAGGUAAUGCAGGAUGGAAGCCAUCGGAACACUACUGGGCUAUAUAUUAAUAACCCCAGGCAUUUAAGAGAGAUGUUUGAAAAUUUUCAUGAAGCUGUCUCGGAUACAUUUCUGCUUCAGUACAAUGUGGCAGUGAAAAAAGAUAUUAAAACUCCGGUAAAAUAUCAGUAUCUUAUCUCCAUGAAAAUUGAUGACGGAUGUUCAUAUGCAGUAUAUCCAGUUUCUUCUUAUGUUAAGUUUGCUACUGAAACAGAUGUAGUCCCAAACAAAUAUAUGCUGAAAAAUCCUCCUCCUAGCACCCCAAAGAGUGACUUAUUAUCUCUUAUCAGAUGUGUGCCCUGAACAAAGGAAACUACCAACAAGCCACCUUAGUUGGACAAUCUCUUGUCUUUACAGACUACCUCAAGGUCAUCCCAAACGUAUACAGAAUUUUCUUUAUUUUCAGAAAGACACUUCAUCUACCAUGCCCUGACUGUAGCUAUAAUCACUUUUUAAUUCAAAAUUAAAUAAAAAUAC